GUCAGGAGGAAUCAGCAGUAGUCGCGAUGUUCAUGAAUUUCCGUCGUAUCCACAAGUGCCAGUGCAUACAGCUGCUGACCACAGGCCUGGUGCUGUGUAUGGUGAUGGUCUGCUGGGAGGAGCUGGACCACCACGUCGUCAGUCACAUGAGGUCCUACACGUACCGCUACUUGGUCAACAGUUACGAUUUUGUGAAUUCGUCCUUUUCCAUCAACUCCAACCAUCACAAUAGAGAUGAUGGUCUAAAUGGUGGAUUUGCAAACUAUCCAUAUCUCAUCAACCACCGAGGUAAAUGUAGAGGUGGUGCUGAAGAUGGAGAAAACUGGGAUGAAGUCCUUCUGCUACUGUUCAUAAAAUCAUCUCCAGAGAACUUUGAGCGGCGCCAGGCCAUUAGGGAUACGUGGGGCAACGAGAGCUAUGUUUGGCAUGAACUGGGAGCAAGCGUGAGGGUGGUGUUCGCCCUUGGUGUACACCAGGAUGUUGGAGAGAGGUUCAGGGUGCAGAAAGCACUACUGGAGGAGGACCGGACCUAUGAAGACCUGAUCCAACAGGACUUUUUGGACACCUUCCACAACCUGACUACCAAACUGAUACUGCAGUUCCACUGGGGCCACCACUACUGCCCUAAGGCGCACUUCCUCAUGACUGCGGACGACGACAUCUUCGUCCACAUGCCAAACUUGGUGAAGUACCUGCAGCAGCUCCUGAGUAGCCAAUCAGGGGCUAAAGACCUGUGGGUGGGGCAUGUACACAAGGGAGCCCCUCCGAUUCGCCGUAAAGACAGUAAAUACCACGUUCCUUAUGAACUAUACCCCUGGCCCGCUUACCCAGACUACACUGCUGGUGCUGGGUAUGUGGUCUCGGGGGAUGUGGCUGCUAAGAUCUACCAUGCAACUGUGGCACUGAACUCCUCCAUGUAUAUAGACGAUGUCUUCAUGGGGAUUUGUGCCAAAGCCAUGGGAGUCUCUCCCCAGGAGCAUGUAUACUUUUCAGGGGAGGGUAAGGCUCCGUACCACCAAUGCAUCUAUGAACACAUGAUCACAUCACACGGGCAUGCCAUAGAUAUUCGCUCUCUAUGGCAGGAAGCAACAAACCCUACAGUAUAUAACCACUCCAGAGGAUUUAUAGGUAAUCUAUACUGCACGGCAGUGAGAGUGAUGCUUCUAUGUCUGCCGUAUUACCAGAACACUUAUCCCUGUAUUGCUGCUUUUACAUAAGUAUUUGUUUUGAGGAAUGCCGAAAGAUUACUGUAUUACUGAAACAAAUACCAUGUUUUCUCUUUUAUGUACUGUCUCGCUGUUUGCUGCCUAAAAUAUG
Messenger RNA from Scomber scombrus (Atlantic mackerel), 1317 nucleotides. Its product is annotated as lactosylceramide 1,3-N-acetyl-beta-D-glucosaminyltransferase A-like. Lineage: Eukaryota; Metazoa; Chordata; Actinopteri; Scombriformes; Scombridae. The record is from RefSeq and is a predicted model, not a curated record. The transcript has a single exon. Bases 27 to 1217 code for a protein of 396 amino acids. Gene Ontology annotation, biological process: brain development. Gene Ontology annotation, cellular component: membrane.